This is a messenger RNA of Jatropha curcas, 1878 nucleotides long. Its product is annotated as pectin acetylesterase 8. Gene Ontology annotation, molecular function: pectin acetylesterase activity. Lineage: Eukaryota; Viridiplantae; Streptophyta; Magnoliopsida; Malpighiales; Euphorbiaceae. The record is from RefSeq and is a predicted model, not a curated record. Gene Ontology annotation, cellular component: plant-type cell wall. Gene Ontology annotation, biological process: cell wall organization.
AAUAAAUUGACGCUUUAGGCGUUUUAGGCGAAUAAGUGUCGGCUAUUGGGUUUUUGCGCUGGCCUCAAAAGCACUUUCCCGAAAAGCGCUUUCUCCAGGAAAACAGUUCUAGCCUGUAAACUCUCACCGUCGUUUCCACCACCUACCGUGGCUAGAAUCAACUGGAGAUUCUUCUUUUACACUUAAAAUCCAAUGCACUGAACUGUGUUUGCCUCACAUUCUCUCGCAAACUGUUCCAUCUUGAGAUUUCUUUUCUCUCGCAGGUAGACUAAGUGAUUCUAGCAUAAUAAGCACUGUGGCUUUUCUUUAAUCUCUCUGUUAUUAUGGUUAUCAUGCAAGUUCGUUGAAAUGUCUUUCUGGAAAUUGGAAGGAUGAUACUGUGAUGUUAGAUCCAAAAUUGAGCAAAUGGUUGAAUCUAUUAGCUUGUUUGUUGUUGUUUGUUUCCAAGAUAGAAGGUCUUUAUGUGGGAAUUACUUAUGUUAGGAAUGCGGUCGCUAAAGGAGCUGUUUGUUUGGAUGGAAGCCCUCCAGCUUACCAUUUAGAUAAGGGGUUUGGUACAGGCAUUAAUAAUUGGUUGGUUCACUUUGAGGGAGGAGGGUGGUGCAACAAUGUGACAACCUGCCUUUCCCGCAAGAAUACUCGUUUAGGUUCAUCUAAGCAAAUGGCAACUCAAAUUGCUUUCUCUGGGAUUUUGAACAACAGAAGACAAUUUAAUCCAGAUUUCUACAACUGGAAUAGAGUUAAGAUCAGAUAUUGUGAUGGCUCAUCCUUUACUGGUGAUGUGCAAAAAGUUAAUCCUGCUACUAACCUUCACUUCAGAGGAGCAAGGAUUUGGCUUGCUGUCGUUGAGGAUCUUCUAGCUAAAGGAAUGAAAAAUGCUGAAAAUGCUCUUCUUUCCGGUUGCUCAGCUGGUGGACUGGCUUCCAUUUUGCACUGUGAUAGCUUCCAAGCUCUCUUACCUAUGGGUACUAAUGUAAAAUGUCUUUCAGAUGCUGGUUAUUUUAUCAAUGUAAGGGACGUUUCUGGAGCACCACACAUACAAAACUACUUCAAUGAAGUUGUUUCACUGCAUGGAUCAGCUAAAAAUUUGCCUCUUUCCUGUACUUCAAGAUUGAAACCUGCAUUGUGUUUCUUCCCACAAUAUGUGGUGCAGCAAAUACGGACCCCUCUUUUUAUUCUAAAUGCAGCAUAUGAUUCAUGGCAGAUAAAGAAUAUUCUGGCACCUGGGGUUGCUGAUCCUCAUGGCGCUUGGAAAGGCUGCAAGCUUGACAUAAGCAAUUGUUCUCUUCUUCAACUCAAAACCAUGCAAGAUUUUAGGUUGCAGUUCUUGAAUGCAUUGUAUAGAUCAACCACCUCUUCUUCCCGAGGAUUGUAUAUAGACUCUUGCUACAUCCAUUGCCAAAGUGAAACACAGGAGACGUGGUUCAUGGCUGACUCUCCAGUUCUCGGCAGAAGUAAAAUUGCAAAGGCAGUUGGAGAUUGGUUUUAUGACAGGAUUUCGGUCCAGAAGAUAGAUUGUGCCUACCCUUGCAAUCCGACCUGUCCCAUCACCGGUUUAACCCCACAAGAUCACCCAGAAAAGGGACCGCGAAAAGGAAGAGCAGCAAGAACAGAAAAUUUGAGUUUAGUAAGGAAGGUUAUAUGUUGGUUACUAGCACUACAAAUGGGAUUGGUCUGGACAUGAAAAUCAGAGAAUGAAAAGUUGGAAUAUGAAAAGCCUCUUUUUCUUUAAUUAGAUGCAUACAUGAUUGAAUUAUAUCUUUACACUCUGUUUCAGAAGAAUUGAAGGUUAGUGCUAUUCUAUUCAUAUGAUUUCACAGACUGCAUAAUUUUAGCUUACAAAUCAUGUGUAAAUAACAGCAGUAAAUUUUACACUUA